AUGGACGGGCAGUCCGCUGACGACGCGUCAUCAGGCGCAGCCUUGUUUUUCCGCGCCGCGGACGGCUCUGCGCGACCGUCGAAUCGGCCCCUCCUGGAAUGUCUUCCUGAUGUCUUCAUUUCCACUUCAAGGCGCAGGCGCAUGCAGCCGAGCAAGCAUCCACUUUCAGCUUCCAUAUCCCGCGGGGCUGGCGCCGGUGAGACACCCGGGCCGCGCAUGUGUCAAGUUUUGGGGAUGACCCAAAGUCGUGAAGGGCGACGCAUCGCGUUUUUCGCAGCUGUAAUCGUCUAUUUCCUUUGCGACUUGGAACGCUUCUGUGCGUCUCCGCUGCUUCCCCUUGGCGACUGCGAUACCCGUGCGGCCAUCACCAUUUCUCGUGGAGUUCGGAUCUCUCCGCGGGCUGAGGCCUGUUCAUUCUGUGUUUCGUCGUCGCAGGCACAGCUGGCGAGGAGGCAGCUUGCCGAGCGCGCCGAAGAGAGGCGUUUGCCUCUGCGAGGAGUGCCUCCAGCGGUACGCCGCGAGAGACAGGGCAACUCGGUAUACUCUCGCCUGUCUCACGCAGGCGCGUCGGCUUUCGCUGACGACCCUUCCCCCGCUGUGAGUUCGCCUCUGUGCGGAUACACGAAUCCACUCGCGAGGUCAGCAGCUUUCGUUGUUUGCUUGGGUUCGCAGCGGACAUGCUCGUGUGCGCAUCUCCGGUCUCCCUAUCGGGUGGAUACUCGAUAUGGCGAAGGGCUGGGCUCGCCAGAUGCCUUUCUUCCGCGUGCGUCGCCGCGCUCUGUGCGCAUGACUGGAAGGCUGUCACUGCAGGGCGAUCGUCACGUUUCAGGGGCUCGAGAGCUCCGGCACAGCUUGUUUCUGUCUUUAGGUUCCACUCCCUGCUCCGAGGAGAACCGCAGCGCCGCAGUCGCCGCCCGCGUGAGCGUGUCUUCCUCUUCCUCCCGCGCCAGUAGAAUCUUGUCUUUCGCGUCUGCUCCAUCGCGGCUCCAGACCGCUUCGCCGUCUUUCUGUUCUCCGUCCUCGCCUUCCCUCCCUUCAAAGGCCGUCGCCUACUGCUGGGCGUUCGGCGGCUCGCCGCGUGCGUCUGUCGCGCCUCUCUUUUCUCAGGCAUCAUCGAGGGAACUACCCGCCGCUUCCCCGCCCGCCGGACGUGCGCAGGCUGUUUUAGAGGAGAUAAAAAAGAUGACGCUUGUGGAGGCCGCGGAGCUGGUCGCAUUGAUUGAAACGACUUUCGGCGUCUCCGCGCGCAUGACAGUCGCAGCGGCGGGGGCCUCCGGUGGAGCCUCUGCGGAAGACGGCGAAGGAGAGAAAGAGAAGAAAGAAGCGCCUCCACCUGAAAAAACGGCGUUUGACGUCGUUAUCAAAGCAGUGCCUCUGGACAAGCGCAUUUCCGUCAUCAAAACGCUGAGAACCGUGCGGACGGAUCUGGGCCUGAAGGAAGCGAAAGCUGUGAUCGAUGCCCUCCCCAACGCCGUGUUGAAACAAGUCGACAAGGCGAAGGCUGAUGAAGCAAAGAAGAUCCUCGCGGACGCCGGCGCAGAAGUGGCUCUUGAGUAA
This is a messenger RNA of Besnoitia besnoiti, 1557 nucleotides long. Its product is annotated as radical SAM domain-containing protein. Gene Ontology annotation, molecular function: structural constituent of ribosome. Lineage: Eukaryota; Apicomplexa; Conoidasida; Eucoccidiorida; Sarcocystidae. Bases 1 to 1557 code for a protein of 518 amino acids. Gene Ontology annotation, biological process: translation. The transcript has a single exon. Gene Ontology annotation, cellular component: ribosome. The record is from RefSeq and is a predicted model, not a curated record.